AUGUGGGCACAUCUAAGGCAACGUGCUCGGAUCGGAGCUGUGCGGGACAUUUGCAGGCAGUACCCGCUGCUGUGCUUCAGUCUACUCACUCUGUCCCUGUCCACCCUCCUACUGCUCAGAUAUCUGCACAUUCUUAUGAUCUUCUGGUCAUUUCUUGCUGGAGUUGUCACAUUAUACUGUUCACUGGAACCAGAUUCUCUCCUACCUAACAUUCUAUUUAAUAUCAAAUACAAGCAAAAGCAACCUGAACUUCAAGAACUUUUCCCACUAGGACAUAGUUGUGCUGUGUGUGGCAAGGUUAAAUGUAAAAGACAUAGGCCUACUUUACAGUUAGAAAACUAUCAGCCAUGGCUUGAUUUGAAGGUUCCCUCAAAGGUUGAUGCAUCUCUAUCAGAGGUAUUUGAACUGGUGCUGGAAAACUUUGUUUAUCCAUGGUAUCGUGAUAUUACUCAAGAUGAGUCUUUUGUUGAUGAAUUGAGACUGGCCCUUAGAUUCUUUGCAUCUGUUCUUGUGCGAAGAAUACAAAAGGUGGAUAUGCCAUCUAUAAUUACAAGAAAAUUGCUAAAAGCUGCAAUGAAGCACAUUGAAAUAAUUUCAAAAGCAAAACACAAAGUGAAAAACUCUGAGUCCCUGCAGCAGGCAGCCUUGGAAGAAUAUGGGCCUGACCUUCAUGUUGCAUUGAGAAGCCGCAGAGAUGAGCUUUGCUACCUCAGAAAUCUUACUGAGCUGCUUUUUCCUUUUAUUCUACCUCCUAAAGCAACAGAUAGCAGACCUCUUACAUUGCUGGUGAGAGAGAUUCUCUCUGGAUCUGUGUUCCUGCCCUCAAUGGAUUUCCUUGCCGAUCCAGAUAAUGUGAAUCGCUUACUACUCCUUUUCAUGGAUGACAGCCCUCCAGAACAAGCAACAGAACCAGCCUCUAAUUUAGUUGCAUUUCUGCAAAAGUUUUCUGAGCCUAAGAAUAAGAAUCCCUCGGUUCUGAAGCUGGAGUUGAAAGAAAUCAGGGAAGAGCAGGACCUUCUGUUCCGGUUUAUGAACUUUCUAAAACAAGAGGGAGCUGUCCAUGUACUACAAUUUUGUUUGACAGUGGAGGAAUUUAAUGACAGGAUUUUAAGACCAGAGUUGUCUGAUGAGGAAAAAUUCUCCCUUCAUGAGGAAGUGAAGAAAAUCUAUCAAACCUAUUGUCUGGAAGAAAGCAUUGAUAAAAUCAGAUUUGACCCGUUUAUUGUGGAAGAAAUACAACGAAUUGCAGAAGGUCCUUAUAAAGAAGUGGUAAAACUCCAAACUAUGCGUUGCCUGUUUGAAGCCUAUGAACAUGUUCUCUCCCUUCUUGAGAAUGUUUUCACACCAAUGUUUUGCCACAGUGAUGAGUAUUUUAGGCAGCUUCUUGAAGGUGCAGAGUCUCCAACACGCAGCUCAAAAUUUAACAGAAAUAGCCUAAGUUUGGAUGAUAUACGGACUACACAAAAAAGAGGAGGAGAACCAUCUGGCAUUGGAAAAAUUGGCAGUAAAAUAAAAGGAGUCUUCAAGAGCACAGCCAUGGAAGGGGCUAUGCUACCUAGUUAUGCCUUGGCAGAGGGAGAUGAUUAUGCUAUUGAAGAAGGUAUUGUGGUCUUAGAAGAUGAUUCGCCUGUGGAAGUUCUCUCUGCAACUACUCCCAACACACCUCGUAAUCUUUCUGCAUGGAAAAUCAGUAUCCCUUAUGUGGACUUCUAUGAUGAUUUUGAAAAAAGAGAUCGAAAAGAGAGAAUACCUGUUUUUUGUAUAGAUGUUGAAAGAAAUGACAGAAAAGCAGUUGGACAUGAAGCUGAACACUGGUCUGUCUACAGAAAGUACAUAGAAUUUUAUGUUCUGGAGUCAAAGCUCACGGAGUUCCAUGGUACAUUUCCUGAUGCUCAACUUCCAUCAAAAAGGAUCAUUGGCCCCAAAAACUAUGAAUUUUUAAAAUCCAAAAGAGAGGAAUUUCAGGAAUAUUUACAGAAACUAUUACAGCAUCCAGAGCUUAGUAACAGCCAAUUGUUAGCAGAUUUCCUGUCACCUAACAGCCUGGAAACACAGUUUCAUGACAAGAUCCUUCCAGAUGUCAACCUUGGUAAAAUGUUCAAGUCUGUGCCAGGCAAAUUAAUCAAAGAGAAAGGACAACACUUAGAACUCUUCAUUAUGAACUUCAUAAACUCAUGUGAAUCCCCAAAACCAAAACCAAGCAGACCGGAAUUGACUAUACUCAGCCCCACUUCAGAAAACGAUAAAAAGCUUUUUAAUGACUUAUACAAGAAUAAUGCCAACCGAUCUGACAACACAGAGAGAAAGCAUAACCAGAAUUGCUUCAUAGAAGUUAUGACUGUGGAAGGGGUUUAUGACUAUCUUAUGUACAUAGGCCGGGUUAUUUUCCACAUCCCUGACUGGUUUCAUCACCUGUUAAUGGGAGGAAGAAUCCUGUUUAAAAACACACUUGAAACCUACACAGACCACUACCUUCAAUGUAAACUAGAACAACUUAGUCAAGAGCAUCGGCUAGUAUCACUGAUUACACUUCUUAGAGAUGCUGUGUUUUGUGAAAGUACAGACCCGCGAACAACAGCAGUUAAGCAAAAGCGGGCUAAACAGACGUUUGAUGAAAUGAUGAGCUACAUUCCAGAUUUAAUAGGAAAAUGUAUGGGUGAUGAAGCCAGAUAUGAAGGCAUUCGAUUGCUCUUUGAAGGUCUGCAGCAGCCAGUACUUAACAAACAGCUGUCUUAUGUUCUACUAGAUAUUGUAAUGCUUGAGAUAUUCCCAGAACUCAACAAGGUACUGUAUAAAGGUUCUUAUGCAUGUAUUUAA
Messenger RNA from Staurois parvus, 2817 nucleotides. The record is from the annotation of a GenBank genome assembly. Lineage: Eukaryota; Metazoa; Chordata; Amphibia; Anura; Ranidae.